AUGGGAGUAGACAACAUUGUCAGCAGCACAUCUGUUGCUGCGCCACCAUCAUCACUGACAUCGACGUCGACAUCAACCUAUUACUUGUUUGGAAUGUUGGCAACAGGAUGCUUUGUAUUACAAUAUAUACCUCAAAUGUAUCUAAAUUACUCGAGAAAGUCUGUCCAAGGAUUCUCAUUGCACAGCGUUGUCAUCAAACUGAUAGGUGCUGCUUUUUUAUUUGUUAAUAGUUCUCUAACUGGAGAAACGAUCCCAGUUAUAUUAUAUGGUCUUUUUAAUGUAUUACAACAUACAAUCUUUAUUUUUCAAUUCUCUAUAUAUUCAAAAGAAUCAUCGAAUUCAAGUCUACCAUUUAUAGGUUUUCCAGCCAUACCGUAUUUAAUAGGAUAUUUAUAUCCACAAUCAUUGUAUAUAACAAAUAGUAUUAAACCAUUAACUCAAUUAUUUAGUCAUAUUCCCCAAGCCGUUUUAUGUGUGAGGGACAAGACAACAACAGGAGUUUCUCUUUCAUCUCAAUACCUUAAUUUUUUCGGUGGCAUUGCCGGAGCCAUAAUGUGUUAUGGCAUACCUCCAGUAUCCUUUUUAACAUACCUCAUCUAUUAUAACAGUGUAUUACAGGCAGCAUCGAUUUUUAUACUUUACUUUUAUUACGACUACAAUAAACUAAUACACACUGGCGUCAAAGAUGAUAAAUCUUUUGUCUAA
Cavenderia fasciculata is the source of this 705-nucleotide messenger RNA. RefSeq lists its product as uncharacterized. Bases 1 to 705 code for a protein of 234 amino acids. Gene Ontology annotation, biological process: L-cystine transport. The transcript has 4 exons. NCBI's taxonomy places the organism in Eukaryota, Evosea, Eumycetozoa, Acytosteliales, Cavenderiaceae. Gene Ontology annotation, cellular component: vacuolar membrane. Gene Ontology annotation, molecular function: L-cystine transmembrane transporter activity. The record is from RefSeq and is a predicted model, not a curated record.